AGGAUAUAAAUUCCGAGGCACUUUCCGUUUUCCUAUCAACUUCCUUUAAAUAUUCAAUUUUCAACUCUUCCAACCCAAACAACCACUUCACUUUUCUUUCUCCCUUUCGCUUCCAUUCCACCAUGAGUCGCGCCGAUCAAGAUAAUGCGAAUAGGAAGAUGCCUUCGUAUUUUGAUUUGCCACCUCUUGAUGUUUCUGUGGCAUUUCCACAGGCCACUCCAGCCUCCACUUUUCCUCCUUGUGUUUCAGAUUAUUUUCAUCUCAACGACUUAUUGAAACCGGAGGAGCAGGCAGUUAGGAACAAAGUGAGAGAGUGUAUGGAAAAAGAAAUUGCUCCCAUAAUGACCCAGUACUGGGAGAAGGCUGAAUUCCCAUUUCAAGUCAUCCCAAAGCUUGCUGCCCUGCGUAUUGCUGGUGGCACAAUUAAGGGUUAUGGUUGUCCUGGUUUUUCCAUAACUGGAAAUGCUGUUGCUGCAGCAGAAGUUGCUAGAGUUGAUGCAAGCUGUUCAACUUUCAUUUUGGUCCAUUCUUCCUUGGCAAUGCUCACUAUUGCAUUGUGUGGGUCUGAAGCUCAGAAGCAAAAGUAUCUACCUUCUUUGGCUCAAUUACAAACUAUAGCAUGUUGGGCUUUGACUGAACCUGAAUAUGGAAGCGAUGCCAGUGCUUUGAAGACAACAGCAACAAAGGUUGAUGGUGGUUGGAUCAUUGAGGGCCAAAAGCGGUGGAUAGGAAACAGUACAUUUGCUGAUUUGUUGGUUAUCUUUGCAAGGAAUACCACAACUAAUCAAAUAAAUGGAUAUAUUGUCAAAAAGGAUGCGCCUGGUUUAACAGUCACAAAAAUAGAGAAUAAAAUUGGACUUAGGAUCGUUCAAAAUGGAGACAUAGUUUUGAGGAAAGUUUUUGUCCCUGAUGAUGACAGAAUAGAAGGAGUCAAUUCUUUUCAAGACACAAACAAGGUACUUGCUGUUUCGCGUGUAAUGGUUGCUUGGCAACCUAUUGGUAUAUCAAUGGGCAUCUAUGAUAUGUGUCAUAGGUAUCUAAAGGAGAGGAAACAAUUUGGAGCACCAUUAGCAGCUUUCCAAAUCAGUCAACAGAAACUUGUUCAAAUGCUCAGUAACGUUCAAGCAAUGAUUCUUGUUGGUUGGCGCCUGUGCAAGUUGUAUGAGAGUGGCAAACUGACUCCAGGUCGUGCUAGCUUGGGGAAGUCUUGGAUCACCUUGAGGGCAAGAGAAACAGCUGCCUUGGGGCGAGAGUUGCUUGGUGGCAAUGGAAUUUUGUCUGAUUUUCUAGUGGCGAAGGCAUUCUGUGACUUAGAACCUAUCUAUACCUACGAAGGCACGUAUGACAUCAACACCUUGGUUACAGGCAGGGAAGUUACUGGUUUUGCCAGCUUUAAACCAGUUGCUCAAAGAAGUAGAUUGUGAAAGUGUAAAAUGUGUCCCUCUAUAUAUAGACUAUCAGAUCGACUCCAUUGGUUUGUGUUUAUAAUUAAUUAACAAUCCAGAAGCAUUCAAUAAUUAUACAAAUGUUUGUGUAGACAACAACGCAGUAAAAUGAAAAAUAAUGAUCUUGAGAUAUUUUUCCAGUCCA
This is a messenger RNA of Cajanus cajan (pigeon pea), 1590 nucleotides long. It is a transcript of the gene ACX4, whose product is annotated as acyl-CoA oxidase 4. The record is from RefSeq and is a predicted model, not a curated record. NCBI's taxonomy places the organism in Eukaryota, Viridiplantae, Streptophyta, Magnoliopsida, Fabales, Fabaceae. Gene Ontology annotation, cellular component: peroxisome. Gene Ontology annotation, biological process: fatty acid beta-oxidation. Gene Ontology annotation, molecular function: flavin adenine dinucleotide binding; acyl-CoA dehydrogenase activity.